UUCAAAGAAUAAACUAAUUAAAAGUCACAAUGAACGCUCAAGUAUUUUUCAUUGGUGCUCUUGUUUGCUGCGCAAUCAGCCAGAUAAGUACAUCUCCAGUACGAGACAAUGGUCGUAAUCAACCUGAAUCUUACAAAGAAAUGGGAGAGCUUCAUAUCUUAAUGAUGUCACCUGAUGGAUCUCAAAGCAUAAUGAAACCUGAAGACGUGCUUACUUUAAAGUUCAAACUCGAAGAAAACGCUGCAAAAAUGAUUUUAUACAAAUUGUUCGACGGAAAAGAAUUUUCUCACCUGAUGACAGAUCAUCAAAUGCAACGCUUGGUCAACUUCGAUGUGAUUGCCAUCGUAUCGCGUGAUGAAUCUGAUUUACUGAAACGAACAGGUUUUGGACACAUAAUGGUAAUUCUCGAAAAAGACGGAACAUUGAAAUCAUUCAUUUACGAUUUAACACUUCUGGAAGCAAUCAAGCAAUUGCCACAAAAUUACCCGUACAACUUCUCCACAUCGAAAAACGCUUAUCAUACAGCUUUCCAAAAUUCAAAUCAAUCCAAAAUAGAUUUUCACCUUUGAUUAAACUAUCACGAUACUACCAUGAAACUUCAUUUGUCAUAUUUAUCAUAGACAUUGUAUUUAUUAAUUAUUCUAUAUAAUCAUUACCAUUCAGCUGUAUUACCAUUGAGUCCAUUUUAUA
This is a messenger RNA of Cotesia glomerata, 690 nucleotides long. RefSeq lists its product as uncharacterized. Lineage: Eukaryota; Metazoa; Arthropoda; Insecta; Hymenoptera; Braconidae. The record is from RefSeq and is a predicted model, not a curated record. Bases 30 to 569 code for a protein of 179 amino acids. The transcript has 2 exons.